Molecule: messenger RNA, 977 nt
Organism: Balearica regulorum gibbericeps (East African grey crowned-crane)
Lineage: Eukaryota; Metazoa; Chordata; Aves; Gruiformes; Gruidae
Source: RefSeq, a predicted model, not a curated record
AUGACUGUGGUUUCCACAUUCCUGGCUAUUGAGUAUGCUCGGUGCUAUCAAAGAGCCAGGCUAAAAUAUUUUGCUCUUUUCCAGGCUCACAUUAAAUUUCCUAUCGACUAUCCAUAUUCACCACCUACCUUCAGAUUCCUGACCAAAAUGUGGCACCCCAACAUUUAUGAGAAUGGAGAUGUAUGUAUUUCAAUUCUUCACCCACCUGUAGAUGACCCACAAAGUGGAGAGCUGCCAUCUGAGAGGUGGAACCCUACCCAAAAUGUCAGGACUAUCUUACUGAGUGUAAUCUCUCUGCUUAAUGAGCCCAACACGUUCUCUCCUGCCAAUGUGGAUGCAUCAGUCAUGUUCAGGAAAUGGAGGGACAGUAAAGGAAAAGACAAGGAGUAUGCUGAAAUCAUAAGGAAACAGGUUUUGGCUACCAAAGCUGAGGCAGAGAAGGAUGGCGUGAAGGUCCCCACUACGCUGGCAGAGUAUUGCAUCAAAACUAAAGUGCCUUCCAAUGACAACAGUUCAGAUUUGCUUUAUGACGACUUGUAUGAUGACGACAUUGAUGAUGAAGAUGAGGAGGAGGAGGAUGCCGACUGUUACGAUGAUGAUGACUCUGGCAACGAGGAGUCGUGACCUGCUCCCUUUAUGCCCCUGUACUGCCCUGCCGACUCAGGCCAGAAGGGAGCAGCGGUAACCUAGCAGCAGUCCAGCAAAAAAGUGUGGGGGGGGGAUCAAAAAAAAAAACUUUGUCUCCUGCUGUCUCCUGUUGUAUGGAUCUGUUUGCUCCUUUUUUAUGGACCUCUUAGAGACCCUCCACAGAAUGUCUGAAUUCUUGCAUUCUUAACCCUUUCAUCACUGUAUUAUGAUUUCUUUUUAAAAAAGAAACUCCCCUUUUCACUUCUCUACAAAACGCUCACAGCGAAACAGGUUUGCUCGCGUUUAGAUUCUUGAAUUAAAUACAGUCUUGCAUUGAGAUGUUUAAUGUA